Molecule: messenger RNA, 585 nt
Organism: Trypanosoma grayi
Lineage: Eukaryota; Euglenozoa; Kinetoplastea; Trypanosomatida; Trypanosomatidae
Product: MFS transporter, PPP family, 3-phenylpropionic acid transporter
Exons: 1
Coding region: 1-585 (194 amino acids)
Source: RefSeq, a predicted model, not a curated record
AUGACACUCCGAAUAGCACCAGUAGUGACGCCACGCAUGACGUGGAAAACCGAAACGGUUUCGCGGAUGCUUCCAUCGUUGUGGAAUCUGUCAGUGCGUCUCGCCCCCGCCACCGAUGGCGAGUCGCUUGAGGUGUCCAUCUUGGCCGGCAAUGUGUGUGCAAAGGCCGGCUACUUCGCCAUGUGCAUGGGCCUCUCGUCGUCUCCGUACUACGGCCUUCUUCUGGAGAGCAAGGGCUUCACGCUGUUCAGUGUCGGGGCAAUCCUCGCCGUCAUGCCACUUUACACUGUUCUGCUGCUUCCGCCCUUGUCAAACCUCGCGGUUCGCUACCACUGCGCCAUGACGAUACACCUCUGUAGUGCGGUCGGAUCCGCGAUUCACUUCACAGUUAUCACACUCUCCAACUCCAAACCUAUCAUUACAUUCAUGAUGGUAUUGCACUAUGUCUACCGCAUACUGAUGGAUCCAUUCAUGGGCCAGCGCGCCAUGUCCAUCCAGCCGCCCGACCGCAAGGCGCAGUGGGACACAAUGCGCUCGUACGGGUGGGCAGUGGGGGUGUUGAUCCCUUCGGCGCUCAUUGGGUGA